AGAGGAACAGAGGAGCGAACACGUGCGAAGAGACACCUGUCCUCCACCUUCUGCUUCUUCACUAAAAGAGAAGAGUACUAGUAUUACCCGCACCAAGAGAGCAAGACCUAUCUCGGAAUACCGCGACGCAGCGCUUGACUGUGCGAACGGACGUCCUUCGACGACGGGCGUUACCAACACAGUAGUUCUCUAAAAUAUUUUCCAGUUUUCUGCUGUUCCGUCGCUUUCCCCGUGUGUGUGUGUGUGUGCGUGCGUUCUCGCUUUCUUGUUCGUGCCGAGUGCGCCUUGUUCGAUUCAUGUCUGGCGGCGGAGAGCAAGCGUCGGCCAGUGGCGACGGCACCGCUGCGUGUCGUCAGUGCGGCUCCACGUACCACAAAACAAGCGCCAAGUUUUGUAGUCGAUGCGGCGCGUCGCGCGAGAUAGCAGGCAACGGCAGCCGCAGUAACGGUGGGGGUGGGAAAGGGAAAGCGAGCGGGGGGCUUGAUGACACGGUGCGUAGCUUAGCGGCCACUGCAAAUGGGCUGGCUGGGCCGAUGAAGCCUCCGCUUCUCUCCUUUACCGCGGUGGAAGCCGGCGGGCCUGCAGAAGCGGCGGACGAGGCGGUGAAGGGCACGCUACGACCCUUCGAUGUAGAACUACUGCGCCGGCACUCGCAUAAGGAGUCCUCGGCGGAUGCCGUGGGGGCCCCGCUGGAGUUCCGUGAUCCGAGUGAGGCGACCUCGCUGACCUCCCCCAAGCGCUGCCCUCAAAGCUCGACAUCUGGGCCGGCACCACCGCCUGUUUCUGCGGCCGCAUCCUCUUCUCCUACGUUGACGUCUUUAUCCGCCUCACGUCCCCCCGGCCUGCAUCGAGAGGCGCGCAAGUCCUCCAUUUACGCGAAGGACAACGCCCUACCAGAGCUGCCGCCGGCCUCGCUGGCCGAUCCUCGUCGCUUCACACGCCAUCAAUCGGAGUCGGAGGAAGAGCCGGAGACGAAGCUAGCCGCGACUUCGGUGAGCACCUUUAGUGGGUCCUCGGCACGUCCGCCGGCGCCACCACGCGAGCAACCGCCGUCGCACGAUGGUGGUGGUGGUGGUCGACCGUCUUCCGCGUCAUCGCCGUUGUCGCACACGCGAAAGCGUUCUAGCAAGAGUCAGAUGCAAGAGGUCGCGGUGGAAGAUGCCGCUGCGUUUGCGGACAGCGUCGUCGCCGCCGCACCUACGUCUGGCGCGAAGGAAGGAAACGAGAAACCCAAACAGAAGGCGGCGGCAGCAGAGGAUGUGGGGGACGGUGAGGAGGCCACCGGGUCUCUCCUCCGCCCCUCCGCGGAGGAGGAGGCGCAGUACACGGCGUGGGCCACGCUGUCCCCUGACGGGCUGACGCCGGAGAUGCUGCAGACGAGUAACGCGGGCGAGCUUCGCAAGUGGCGCAAGGGCAGCCUCAUCGGCCGUGGCACGUACGGCUCCGUCUACCUCGGCCUCCUGCCCGAUGGCAGCUUUUUCGCCGUGAAAUCGGUCGAGCUCGGCAACCGAAAGACCGGGGCGGACCACCUGAAUGCCCUGGAGCUCGUGUCCUUGUCGCGGGAGAUCAACAUGAUGCACCGACUGCGACAUCGAAAUUUGUGCACCUUUAAGGGCGUCUACUACGACGCGGAAAACAUGGCGAUUUGUAUGUUUAUGGAGUACAUCGGCGGUGGCUCGCUCUCUGCUCUGGUGAAGCGGUUUAAGCCGCUGCCUCCGUCGGUGGUGCGGAGCUGGACGAAGCAGCUGCUGUGCGGUCUGCUGUACCUCCACACUCAACACAUUAUCCACCGCGACAUCAAAGGGGAUAACGUGCUCGUCGACACCUCCGCCGAUCCAUCCUCCUUGGCGCAAAUCAAACUCGUAGACUUUGGGGCUGCGCGACGGCUGACUGAUGCAGUGUCUCAGAGCAGCACGGUGAUCGGGACGCCGUACUGGAUGGCACCGGAGGUGGUGGAUGCGUCUGGGGAGGGCGGGGGCUACAGCUACAAGGCGGAUGUGUGGUCGGUGGGGUGCACCGUGGCAGAAAUGCUGACGGGGCGUCCGCCGUGGCCGUGCAAGACCAGCGCACCGGCGGCCAUCAUGAUGAUUGCGUCUGCCACCGGGAUGCCGACGGAGAUCCCGGAGAAGGAGGCCACGGCGGGGUGUCUGGACUUUAUGCGGCAGUGCUUUAUCCGCGACCCCGAGAAGCGGCCAACGGUGCAGAUGCUGCUGCAGCACCCCUGGAUACAGGGGAAGGUUGACUAA
Messenger RNA from Leptomonas pyrrhocoris, 2246 nucleotides. RefSeq names its product NPK1-related protein kinase. Gene Ontology annotation, biological process: protein phosphorylation. The coding region runs from base 297 to 2246 and encodes 649 amino acids. The transcript has a single exon. Gene Ontology annotation, molecular function: ATP binding; protein kinase activity. The record is from RefSeq and is a predicted model, not a curated record. Lineage: Eukaryota; Euglenozoa; Kinetoplastea; Trypanosomatida; Trypanosomatidae.